Cottoperca gobio is the source of this 3898-nucleotide messenger RNA. Its product is annotated as versican core protein-like. Lineage: Eukaryota; Metazoa; Chordata; Actinopteri; Perciformes; Bovichtidae. Gene Ontology annotation, cellular component: perineuronal net; synapse. Gene Ontology annotation, biological process: skeletal system development; central nervous system development; glial cell differentiation. Gene Ontology annotation, molecular function: hyaluronic acid binding; calcium ion binding. The record is from RefSeq and is a predicted model, not a curated record.
AUGGAAAAGGCACUUAAAACCUUUACAAGGACCCCGGGCUUCAACGGCGAUCUUCUGUGUCAGAGGCUCAUCACCUCUGCUCCGGCUCUCAGCUGGGCCUCCAACUCAUUAUCGAUAAUCAAACCAGUCACUGGGUCCCUCUCAGGGAAGGUAACUCUUCCCUGCUUCUUCUCCAUCAUCACAACCUCAGCCCCAGUGAUCAGUCUCGAUGGCUUGUCCAUUCAUACCAGAGAUUCCGUACGGAUCAAAUGGUCCAAAAUAGUAGGAGACGUGGAAUCCACAGUGCUGGUGGCAGAAAAUGGAAAGAUCAAAAUGGACUCCAUCUACUUACACCGCGUAUCAGUGCCCAGUCACCCUAAGGAUGUAGGCGACGCCUCAUUGACAAUGGUCAAGCUGCGUGCCAGUGAUGCGGGCACUUAUCGAUGUGAGGUCAUGUACGGCAUUGAGGGCACCCAGGAUGUCGUUAACCUCGAUGUCGAUGGUGUUGUGUUUCACUACCGGGCAAGCACCAGCAGGUACACUUUGGACUACCAGAAGGCUGUCCAAACUUGCCAAAAUAUUGGAGCAACCAUUGCUACAUACAACCAACUGAAAGCAGCCUAUGAGGAUGGCUUUGAUCAAUGUGAUGCCGGCUGGAUUGCUGACCAGACAGUGAGAUACCCAAUUACAAACCCAAGGAAGGGCUGCUUUGGCAACCUACUGACUAAACCUGGUGUUAGGUCAUAUGGGACCAGGAAACCCACCAACACUUAUGAUGUAUACUGUUACGCAGACAAACUUAAUGGUGAAGUGUACUAUGCUCCUGUGACCCGUAAGAUGACUUUUGCGGAGGCCAGUGCAGAGUGUAAGAAGAGGAAUGCUGUCCUGGCAAGCCCUGGCCAGCUCCACGCUGCCUGGCGACAUGGUCUGGACAGAUGCGACUACGGCUGGCUCUCGGAUGGGAGCGUACGACACCCUGUUGCAGUAGCCAGAUUGCAGUGCGGGGGAGGCCUGCUCGGCGUCAGAACCAUGUACCGCUACAGAAACCAGACUGGCUUCCCAGAACCAACUAUGAAGCUUGGAGCUUACUGUUUCAAAGGAGUUUACUCAUGUUCAGAAAAUAUUUGUCUGAAUGGAGGAUCGUGCUACAAGACUGGCAGCACCUAUACAUGUAGCUGUGCUCCUGGUUACUGUGGUUAUCGCUGUGAAACAGAAACCGAUGAGUGCCAGUCAAACCCUUGCCGCAAUGGAGGUACAUGUGUUGAUGGGCUGGCUUCCUUCACUUGUGUGUGCCUCCCAAGCUACUCUGGGCUGUAUUGUGAGGAGGAUACAGACACAUGUGACUAUGGCUGGCAUAAGUUUCAGGGCCACUGCUACAAGUACUUCCCCCAGAGAAGAAACUGGGACACAGCAGAGAGAGAGUGUCGCAUGCAUGGGGCUCAUCUCACCAGCAUCCUCUCCCAUGAGGAGCAACAUUUUGUCAACCGCGUUGGACAGGACUACCAGUGGAUUGGCCUGAAUGAUAAGAUGUUCGACACUGACUUCCGCUGGACUGACGGCAGCCCUGUGCAAUAUGAAAACUGGAGGCCCAACCAGCCUGACAGCUUCUUCUCUUCUGGCGAGGAUUGUGUUGUGAUGAUAUGGCACGAGGAUGGCCAGUGGAAUGAUGUUCCUUGCAACUACCACCUGACCUACACUUGCAAAAAGGGCACAGUGGCCUGUAACCAGCCCCCUCUGGUGGAGAAUGCACAUACUUUUGGUAAGAAGCGUGAGAGGUAUGAGAUCAACUCGCUGGUGAGGUACCAGUGCCGAACAGGCUUUAUUCAGAGGCACGUCCCAACUAUCCGUUGUCGUGGAAAUGGACGAUGGGAUAGCCCUAAAAUCACCUGCAUGAACCCUUCAAGCUAUCAGAAGAGCUAUUACAGAAAACAUCAACACAAUAGUCUCUACACCGUUAACAACUUCAAGAGAUGGCCGGACGAGGCCUUCCGAUUUAACCAUCAGCGCUACCGGGGAAGAAGGGACAGAACUGAACAUAAGCGGAAGAGACAGUAAUGCCUUGUAACAUUUCAAAGCUUCCCCGGGAAGACAACACAUGGCUGAUGCUCGUGUCAAAAGAGGUAGAGGAUUGCCCAAGUACAAGCACGAGGGAAAACUCAUCAAAGAAACCAAGAGGAUAACCUGCAGUUUCCUUGGAUUUUGGAUGACAAUGGAAUCUUAUGAAGUGCCUUUUGAAAAGAUGUUGAUACAUUACUUUUCUUAUCAAGGAGCAUUGUUUUCUAACAAUGCCAACGUGGAUAAAAUACUUUCAGCUGGCUACUGGAAAAGCGAAAAGUACACUCAUCAUUCUUUUUAAACUGCGGACGUAUUUCUUUUUCCAGCUUAUCAAAUAAUACAUUCAUGACUGUUGUCUAAUACCUUUGUACACUAAAUGUGCUAUUUAAAAUCACCAUAAGUGUUCCUUAUUCAUAGAAAAAAAAAAAGCUGUUGUGAAAUUAUAGCGCUUAUGUUAUGUAAAGGAAUCCAUUAUGUUGUCGUGCUGUUUUAAGCUGGACUUCAUUUUAAUGAGCAUGCAUGCAUUUGCAUGUGUAUAUUGAAGUCCGCAAAUUUUACCUUUGUUUAUUUUAUGUCAAGAGAUCUAAGUUCUAUGCACAAAUGGAGCCAUCGGUGGCAAUGAUUGAUCAUACAAAGGACAGUUUACAUUAGUAGACUAUUAUAUCACAUACUUACAAAACUGUAAACCUUUGUAAAGAAUCUUUCUCCAGUCUUCAAACCUAAUCAGCAUGGUUUCUUAGUUUUGCUAGGAGUAGAUAUUUAGAUUUCAGAACAAUAAUACACCCAUGUCUGGACUGGAGACCUUCCUUGUGGUGGAAGCUUUGAAAGUACCAAAUGACCACCUUUCAUUAGCUCCAGCCCUCAAUGGGUGACAUCAAAGUUUUCUCAGAUAGAUGUUUAUGGAGAGAAUUGAUAUUUCUUUUGUGUGAUGUUUUGCAAUUUAAUAUAAGAGAUUGCUCUCUAAGUACUUACCGACAAAGCCUUUAUUCACUGAUGGAAAUCAAUGUCCAUCAACUAUUUUCAAAUGAAAGAAGGGAGGUGUGGCUCAAGUAGCCUUUAUUUUCUGCUCAUGUGUGUGCAUUGCAUAACUUACAAUUAGUUGCCGCAGCAUGUUUACAAUAACUGUAAUGCUGUUCAUAAUUACACACCAAAGAGUCUUUUUCUCAUCUGUUGCUGUUGUGCUGUAGCCUGUGAUGGUUUUCUAGGUUAUGCUUAACUUGUCUGUUAUUGUGGUCAAUUAAAAUCAGCCUUUGAGAGAAUGUAUUUUGUGAAACACUCAAAAAGACUUGAACAUAACGGCUGUUUAGGCACAGAUGCAUAUAAUUUAUUUUCUAGCUGCUCUUGAUCUCCUUACUUGUUCUACACUCACAGAUUACAUAUGAUGCUGUCACCUGUCCCAGCAGGGCUCUUCAUAUAUGUGUAUUGUAUAUUCAACCAAAGACCAACCACAAUCACAGACUGUUACUAUGAAAUUGAAUGAAGAUGAAAAGUUACUCAACAAUACAAUGGAUUCAUUUGUCUUUUUACAGCUUUAAUGCCAGCAGUGGACCAAAUAAUAUGGAGCGCCCCAUCGGCUGCAAUAAUGUUCUGUGAUCGUAACAUAAUAUGUGUACAUGUGGAUGGUUAUAUACUGUAUGUCUCCAGCAUAUUUUUACGGAAUAAUGUGUUUGUUUUGUCUGCCUUUGAAUGUCUGAGUGUGUGCCUUAAUGUUCACAUAAUAUCAUUUUAUAUUUAUAACAGUUCUUUUUAUUUUAUUUACAAUGUGAAUGUCUGGGAUGUUGGUGAAUUUUUCUAAAGAGAUCAAAAAUGUUUUUGUUUUCCUGCUUUAAAUCACCAAAGAAAUAAAAUCAAUAUAUAAAUAUUA